AUGGAGUCAAAUUUGCGCCCACAACGCAAAGCCAAGGAUCAGGCGCUAGAUAAUCCAGUGUGGCAACCCCUCAAAGCCCGGAGCAAGCAGCCUCACAAGUGCCGUGAACCUUUGACUUCAGUAAAUGUCGAGCCUGUCCCAAACCAGGUAAAGUCAGGCAAAAAUCACAGAACGAAGGCAAUGGCACUACCUCCCAAACACUCCAAAAGUCGCAAACAAGUGCUACCUCCGGCUUCAGAUUCAGAGGAGGAAGUAAUCAAACCUAGGCAAUCCAAGAAAUUGCGCAUGCCAGCUAUCAUCAAAUCAGACACUGAUAGUGAUAAGCAAAACGACGCCAUAGACAACUCAGACAAGUCGGAAAGCAAAGAAUCUGAGAUUGAGCCCACAGAGAGCAUCCCCAAAAGUUUGUUUGGAGAAGUUCCUACUACCUCCCAUCAGAAGACACCUGACCAGAGACAACUGGCAACAGCAUCACCCACUCCAAAGACCACGGGUUCAUCACGGUUGUCGAAAACUCCACCUCAACCUAUUUGGGGUUCCCAAUUCAAGCCUUUAAGUGUGAGAGAGAGAAAGCACGCAAUCACCAUGUGGGACUUGAUAAUGACGAGUUCAUCAUUCGGGUCCCAGGGUCUCACUGGCACUAGACAUGUUGAAAAGACCAAUAAGUCCUUCUCUGAUGAGUCCACCCUAGUCGACGACGAGCCUGACAAUCAUAGUCCCACCCUCAAUAUCAAGCCUGAGCCUCACAGUGCCGACAAAUCUGAGGCCGAGCCCCACUCUACUGAAUCCUCACUUCAAGCAGACCCCAUAGCACGUAUUGUUUACUCGAAAACUGGGUCUGUCCGACUCACGGACCAGAACAUUGAACUCCAUAAGGUGAUUCAACAUGGCAUUCUCGAGGUUAAGGCAUACAUUGCCUUCGAGCAUGGUUACUCUGAUCUCGUGUUGAAGAAUGUCUAUGCACAGGAAAUACUGCUGAAGGCCGCACAGUACCACAGUGCAGUGCCAAUCGAGAAACAGAUGAGGAUCGACAAUGAGUAUUUGUCGGCCCUCACAAAUCUAAUUGAUGCUCAUGCUAGUCUGUUUCGCAGUGAUGUUAAGGACGUCGUGAGCAAGAGCAUAUCAGGUUACUUCCGUCUCGGCAGUUCAGACAGUGACACAAUCCUUGAUUGA
Messenger RNA from Suillus subalutaceus, 1173 nucleotides. RefSeq lists its product as uncharacterized. Lineage: Eukaryota; Fungi; Basidiomycota; Agaricomycetes; Boletales; Suillaceae. Bases 1 to 1173 code for a protein of 390 amino acids. The transcript is spliced from 9 exons. The record is from RefSeq and is a predicted model, not a curated record.